Messenger RNA from Mercenaria mercenaria, 3799 nucleotides. RefSeq lists its product as uncharacterized. The record is from RefSeq and is a predicted model, not a curated record. The coding region runs from base 510 to 1796 and encodes 428 amino acids. NCBI's taxonomy places the organism in Eukaryota, Metazoa, Mollusca, Bivalvia, Venerida, Veneridae. The transcript is spliced from 4 exons.
UGGAGGCGCUCAGGUUCGUUUGAUAAAGUUCAUGCAAUGCAUUGAAAUUAUAGCGCUAGUUUUCGUAAAUGCAAAUUGAGGGAUUUAUUUCAAAAUAUAAUAGCAUCGUAUAGGACAGUGGAUGUGACCGAAAACGAAGAAUGUCUUAAAAGAUGGGAGUAUAAAAGACAAAGACAAUGACAAAGAUAAACGGCUUGAAGGAAUCACAUUCUAUGAAACUUUAAGUGGAUUCAUUGCUGAAGAACCCCCAUAAACCACACGAAGAGACCGAUACUUUUAUAAAUAGAACUUAUCCAAGGGGCAGUAACCGGAAACAACACUAGAGUACAUAAUUUAUGAUCGAUCAAAGCGCGUGUAUCCUGACAGUGUGAAAUCACGAAACAAAAACGUCUUGCCAGCACUUCCCAUAAAGUAAGCAUGACAAUGACUGAAAGCACAUGUGUUAAAGGCAUCAUUCAAGAGAAAAUCAUUUGAACAGGGAUAUAUAGAAAUACGAAAAAAGGCACAAAAUGUUUUCAAAAAAAAAAUUGGUAAAAUUUUUCGGUGGAGGUGGUGGAGAGGAAACGAAAGCAAAGCAGACGUACGAAACUAAUCCAGAUAAGAGUAGCAAUAAAGAAAAAAAAGCAAAGCCAAGUCCUGAAAAUUCUAAGAAUUCAUUUAAUACUAAAGUUAACGAAAAAAAUGAGAACCUUGAUGAAAAUAUGACAUUAGAAGGUAAACAUCAGAAUAAUCAACAUACAGAUAAUGUUGAUGAGCCAAAAGGUGAAGAGAAUAAAAAAACUACGGAUAAGGCCACGUUCGGACAUGAUUAUGAUAAAAUGAGAAGUAUGAUUAGCUUAACCUCAGAUCAUAAAGCUGUAAUUUUUGAUACUGGAAAACAAUGUAAAGAUUGCAUGUUAAAAAUGUAUGAAGCUAGAUUGAAAGAGGACGAGCUUAGAUGUAUGGACUGCUUUUCGUUCGAGUGCUUACACUGUAAAACAAAGUGUGAGUGUAUGGGGGAAUGCUUUUGCAAUAAAUUUCAAGAUAUGUUUGAAAACCAGGUUAGAAGAGCUUCCAAUGAAUUAACAAACAACCUUAAACAGCAUGUACUGAUUGAAACUUCUAGCAAUGUUUCUUCCGCCAUGACGUAUGAGAUACAUGAUUCCAGGAAAACAAUAGUAAUUUCCUCCGUAACGAUAAGCAAAGUGAAUAAAUCGGACGAAAGCACUAGUAUACAGAAAGAAAAACAAAAGUUUGCACAGCAGGACGUGUUGAAUGAAAACAACUUGGAGAUAUCUAUUCUAGAGUACAGAGAUGCUGAACAUGUCUUUUUACGAAGAUCCCAAACUGUUCGCGUACUUCUCGGAAUGUUGCAGGAAACAAUUGCUGCCGGAAUAUAUUCAAAAGAAGGGUUGGAAAAGGAGAUCACUUUCAUAGAAACUUUAAAGAAAAAGUUUCACAGUGAAGAUAUUCAGUUGUUCAAUAUAAAGCAGUUCGCCCAAGUUUUGGAAGAAGAUGAAAUGCCGAUAAUUGUCACAUGCCCGCUUCAGUCACGUUUGUACGCCGAUAUGAAUAACUCGAUGUCCGGUAUAAAGGAGGUGUAUUAUAAAAGAAUCAUUUUGGUUCUAAUACACUAUAAAAUAGAAGACACAGAUGCCUCUGCGUUUUGUAUUGAGUAUGAAAACCAGUUUCCAGCAUUAAAAUGUAUUGACUUCUUUCAUCAAAAACGACAAGGUAACAUCGAAAGUGUGGCAACAGAAAUCAAAGAUGCGCUUUAUCAAAUGAGAAAAAAGUCUUAUAAGCCGAUGAAUGAUUAAAGCGAUAUACUAUAUAGCGAUGGUAUAUCUGCGCCAGAACAUGUUGAUAUAUUCAAAUUGUAGAUAUGUUUUGUUAUUAAAGGCUGUUACGUAUGCAAAAUGCAUGUAUACGUAUGCUACAAAAUUAAUGGCGAAAUCUUUGGUCUUGCACUGGGCUUUUUAGGUAUAAGUUAGAUAUGAAACACUGUCAGGGUUACUGAUAUAUUAUCAUAUAACCCAUUUUUACGGCUACGCUAGUAUUCAGGACAGAGUCCAUGUUUAGUAAAGGUUAAUAAGGACAUAUAUAAAGGCCGUAAAAGUAUAUGUAAGACCACCAAUAGACUUGUUUCAAAAUACUUAAGAUACACAAACGCACUUGUUGCUUUUAUCAAUGCUGUUAUCUAUUUCAUUAAAUGUUUCGUAAGGUCAUGUUUAAACAUUAGUAUCCAUUUUGAAAAUGUAUGUUUUUUAAAAUAACUAUAUUAUUAUUAUUAUAUCAUAAAAAUGUAUAAGGACCUAGUUUAAAAUAGUUCCAAUAUACAAUAAAUAGGUGAUGGUAGGUUAAAGAAAUACGUAAAGAUAGCUUUUUCAUAACGGACAACUAAAAGUUAUUGUUUGGGACUGUUUCAGAAAAUCUCCUAAUAAACCCGAUAUUUUUUUACAAGUACAGCAUUCAAAAUAAUAUUGUCUUAAGAUAUUGACAAAAAAUAUAUCAGAAAGUUUCGGCAAUAAAAUUUAUUCGCAUUGAUGAACAAUAUAAGAUGACUAUCAGAUGUGUUAUUUUUAUUUUUUGUUACCAUAACCAGAAAUAAAAGCAGGGGUUGUUAAUGAACGAAUUUUGAAGACGAAUAUCUUUUUUUUUUGGUGCUUUUAUACAUUGUCCUAAAAAUGUCUAUACCUGAGGUAAUUAAGAAUUAAUUUGUGUGAUGUUACCAUCAAUAUUGUUAUGCUUUUAUGUAGCAUUUUGUAUCGGAUUAGACAUUUAUUAGACAAAAGUGAAUUUUACAUGACGUCUUAAACUUUCGAAGUUUAAAAAAGUUGGGGCCCAUUUCUGCGUACUCCUUUUUAAUUUUGAUGGGACUUUUUGUCAACUAUACGGGGCGGGGAAAUACUACAUUUACGGGGUAUGGUGCCGAAUUUUACCCAAUAUUUUGAUCAAAAAAAAAGAAGAAGAAAAAAGCACUGCAUGCUUGCAUGCUUAGAUGCUUAGCCUUUUCAGCAUCAAAUACAUGUAUAUACAUAUAGUAUUGUAUUUUAAGGAUAAAAUAAAAACGAUUAAGAAUAUUUGAUGUCUUGAUACAUUUUCUGUACAAUCAUUAGUAAUAAAUUCUUACACUGUGAUGUAUUUACUCCAAUAUCUCCUGUUGAAAUGUCUCAUUCCCUUUGUCAAGUGAUUUGCAGCUAUCAGAUUAGUGUAGGAAGAAUAUUGGUCUCUGAUUAUUUUAAUUCUUAAAACUUCCUUUGUGACUAUGUUCAUGCGCGGAUCCAGCCAAUUUUGUCAGAGGGGGUCCGACCCCCUCCCCCUUGGAAAAUUUUGAAAUUUAGCGUUUCCUUUUCUGCAUUCUGGGGCAAUUUAGGAGCAUUUAAGAACACCUUUUCACUGCAAUUCUAUAUACCCCUUAUUUUCACAGUUUUAUUGGCUAACCUGUUAAAUUUGGGAAAAUGAUAAAAUCAAGUUUUCUUGAAAAUAAAAUUCUUAGUUUCUUUUAGAUAUGUAGCAGCAGCCGCAUAUACUUUGAAUGCAGUCCUAAUGUUGCCUUUUUCGAAAAACAUUUUCUUCCCCUCUUGUCUUCUUUCUUUUUUAAGGAUUUUCCAGAAGGGGUCCGGACCCCUGUCCCCCCCCCCUGGAUCCGCGCAUGAUGUUUCGUUCGCCAUGGUACUUUAUAUGUGUAUUUUUUUAAGAACAAACUUGCGUUUUGCAAUUAAAACUGCUUAAAUGAUUUUUUUUUAUAAUUACAUUCAACGUUUAACCAUCAAGAUAUGUUAAUAUUGUAAUGAUUAAUAAUUUUGAAAUUAAAAUCUGU